Messenger RNA from Metschnikowia bicuspidata var. bicuspidata NRRL YB-4993, 779 nucleotides. RefSeq lists its product as uncharacterized. NCBI's taxonomy places the organism in Eukaryota, Fungi, Ascomycota, Pichiomycetes, Serinales, Metschnikowiaceae. The transcript has a single exon. The coding region runs from base 136 to 588 and encodes 150 amino acids. The record is from RefSeq and is a predicted model, not a curated record.
UUAGAACUGGCUCCUCAAUAUUCGACAAUUCCCGAUUGCCCGAAAUCCAAACAUGCUUGAGACUCUAGAAGCAUCCCAGGCUUCGAGAUAAGUCUGAGUUCAUAAGUAAUAGAUUGGAAUAUUAUUGGACUCUGGAUGAUGGUCGAAGCCGAUCUGAGAUUCAGACCAACGAGGCUCGACUACUAUUUAAAACACAAAUCUGAUCAUCAGAAGCAAGCCUUACGUAUACAUAAAUGCUCUGGGGCCGAGCUCAAGGGAAUUGACAAGCUCGAGUGCCUGGUCCCAUCUUUUUUGGGUUUGGCAAUAUGGUAUCGCUGUGCUCAUCAGUCCUUAACACAGCCAAAUAAUGUUUCAAUCAAGGCAUAUACAUUGUCAAAAACUAGAUGCAAACUGUUGCUGAGGUGUGAAGCAAAACUGUUCUGGUGUGAGAAAAUCGGAUCUGUUCGAAUUUGGCCUUGGUCGUCCGGAAAACACACUGGUAACAAAAGAUUGACUUUUACCCAGCUUUCCAGAAAAGGACCAGAAACCCCAGACAGCUGGCUUGAAAGGUUUUUUUUAAAGCCACAACCGGCAUUUAUGUACCGUUGAUUGCCGGUCCACUGAUGUGCGCUCCGCCCGACCCUGAGCUGUUUUGAUUUUAGACUGAUCGUUGACUUUAGGCAGUCAAACAGCAUUGGAAUGAUGUCACCAUCAAAUCCAGAAACCUAUGGCCUAAUACACGACAUCAGCUGACGCUUCAAUCGGCCUCGUCAACAUUCAGUGUACCUAAGUAAGAGAUA